This is a messenger RNA of Ilyonectria robusta, 991 nucleotides long. RefSeq lists its product as uncharacterized. The record is from RefSeq and is a predicted model, not a curated record. NCBI's taxonomy places the organism in Eukaryota, Fungi, Ascomycota, Sordariomycetes, Hypocreales, Nectriaceae. The transcript has a single exon. Bases 183 to 695 code for a protein of 170 amino acids.
CAGCGACAGCGACAGCGACAGCGACAGCGAGCAGCAGCAGUAGCAGCAGCAGCAGCAGCAGCAGAAACACAUGCAGCACGACGACCCCGUUCCUCCAGGGCCUCUCGUCCAGGGAUCUUCUGCACGGCACCAGCAGCUCUAGCAGCUUCCAGCACCACUUCUCGCAGCAGGUCGGGCCCGUGAUGAAAUUGGUCCGCAUCCCAGCCUCCACCGACGCGGCCAGACAGGAAACGGAGCCCUCGGCCAAGAAGAAACCAUCAGAACGCAGGUGCUCCGGACCCGAGAAUCCAUGGAUAGGCCCACGGCUCCCACGGCCUGUGAGCCUUUGCUCCCACGGCGCGCCCGUGGUGGUGGCCCGCGCAUUAACUGUCUUGUCGCCGCGCCCCCUUAGCUCUACCCCAUGGCAAGCCACGUCGAAGGCUGCCCAUCCCCUUCAUCUUUUUCGCUGGCGCUUCUUACACGACGCUGGGCCAGGGGUGUCGUCGCGAGGUGGAUGGUGGAAGUUUCGCCGAUCCGCUACAAUCUCGAGCGCCGUUGUGUUGAGCCCUUCUGCCGCGACGGCCCAUGAGCCACACAAGCCGCCUCAAUCCGUUGGCCUCACCUUACCCGCAUCGAUCCUCGCCCCUCUAUGUUCUCUAAUAAGUCAUCCCUCACACAGCCAGCCUAAUAAUUGCCGCCAUUCUGGUCUAUCUUAACACACCCCCAACUAGUUGUCAAGGGCUAUGGCCUGGCACCGUACUUCAGCUGCCCUGGAUCAUCUCUUUACGCCGUCUUCGAGCCAUGUCUAGCAUGAGAUUCUGAUCCCAUUCUCUUCGCCUUACUUUAUCCUUCGCUCUCGUCUCAUACACACCCCCCCUCCUCUCUCCUCACUUGGUCCCAUCCCCUUCCUUAUUCCCCAGUCCACUUCAAAUCACUCAUCCUCUUGCCCCUGCCAUUCUCCGCGGACCCGGGCGUGUCGGUACUGGGCCAGCAGCUCGAUUUCCUUCCGACU